Hibiscus syriacus is the source of this 560-nucleotide messenger RNA. Its product is annotated as transcription repressor OFP6-like. The record is from RefSeq and is a predicted model, not a curated record. Gene Ontology annotation, biological process: negative regulation of DNA-templated transcription. The coding region runs from base 36 to 560 and encodes 174 amino acids. The transcript has a single exon. Lineage: Eukaryota; Viridiplantae; Streptophyta; Magnoliopsida; Malvales; Malvaceae.
UUUAUCUAAAUAACUUCUUAUCUAAUUAAACAAGAAUGUCACUCGACAAAAAGAAGCUCUUCCUCAACACGGUUUCAGUCAGCUUAGGCUGCAACAGCUGCAAGAAAUUGAAGCUCUCCAGUUUUUUCGACCCCAAACCACAGUCUCCUCCAUCUAAAACUCCUCCUCCUCCUUCGUCUGAAUUCGGAACCCUGACCUCAUUUCCUCCGAGCUCGGACACUACCACCCAGUACUGGGACAUGGACGUCGACAAGGAAACCAAGUGUUCAACGACGAUGGUUCGAGGGUUUGGGCGUGUGGGAGGGGAGAGCCUGGCGGUGGAGAAAGAGUCGGAUGACCCUUACUUAGAUUUCAGGUACUCGAUGUUGCAAAUGAUAUUGGAGAAGGAGAUAUAUUCGAAAGAUGAUUUGAAGGAGCUUCUCAACUGUUUCUUGAAGCUGAAUUCGUCUUAUUACCAUGACAUCAUUCUUACAGCUUUCACUGAUAUCUGGAAUGGGGUCUUCUCCAUCAACCCUGCUGACGAUUCCUUGAAGCGAUCGAGUUUAUAUUUAGUACACUGA